This is a messenger RNA of Schistocerca serialis cubense, 838 nucleotides long. RefSeq lists its product as uncharacterized. The coding region runs from base 116 to 838 and encodes 240 amino acids. NCBI's taxonomy places the organism in Eukaryota, Metazoa, Arthropoda, Insecta, Orthoptera, Acrididae. The record is from RefSeq and is a predicted model, not a curated record. The transcript has a single exon.
AACAGUGAACUCGUAUGACAGCCUAGCAGGAGAGUUUGGAGUAGGAAUAACUACUGUUUCUCAAAUUUUAAAACAGAUUUUAUCAGUGUUGUGGCAAACACUACAACCAUUGCAUAUGAAGCCACCAACGGAAGAAGAAUUCAGAGAAAUAGCUGAAAUGUUUUACAAGAAGUGGAGGUUUCCAAAUUGUCUAGGUUCUAUUGAUGGGAAGCAUAUACGAAUUGUAAGCCCUAAAUGGUCUGGUUCUAUGUUUUUAAAUUACAAAAAAUACUUUUCAAUAGUUCUGCAGGCUGUGUGUCAUCCAGACUGUAAAUUUACUUUUAUUGAAGUUGGAGCAUUUGGGAAACAAAGUGACGGAGGCACUUUCAGGAUGUCUAUUUUGUACGAUAAAAUGGUGAAAGUCAUGCUUCACAUUCCUGAAGACGACUUUCUACCAGGUACUGCUGUUGAAGCCCCCUUUGUCUUCAUAGGAGAUGAAGCGUACCCUCUUCUCAGACACCUGAUGAAAUCUUUUGCCAGGAGAAAUCUUGAUUGCUCGAACGAAAAGUUCAACAAAGUUCUUUCACGAACUAGAAAAACUGUCGAAUGUGCCUUUGGAAUUACGGCUGCAAAGUGGCGACUACUAAACAAACCAAUUGAAACGAAAGUAGAGACUGCAGAACUGAUUGUGAAAGCUGUUUGCGUUUUACAUAAUGUGAUUGUGGACAAAGAGAAUGUACUGAACAAUGUGGCGUACAGAGAUGUACUUCCUGGAGUUCAGCCAUCAAGAAGAAACAAUGCAGCUCCUGCUGAAGCUAUCGAGAUAAGGAAUCUGUUUAAGCGUUUCUUUAAUGAAUAA